AGCAGGAAGUGCAGCGAGAAAACAAACCGAUGAGAGAUUUUAAACACUCAGAAACUCACUAUGCACGGUUUGUGUCACGGAACACGCAGUUUAAUAAAGCUGUGGACAAUCUGCUUGUCUCUCUUCAUUCACCAUGUGUCCGCCGGGAAAAUGAAGAUAGUCGAGGAGCCAAACACAUUUGGCUUGAACAAUCACUUUCUGGCCCAAGGAAGCAGACUUCAACCCAAAGCGACCCCUUCUCCAGUGUCUGGCCCAGUGCAUUUGCAUGGGCUCGCUGGAAAGUGCUUCACUCUCCAAGAGACGAGGUAUAAAUAUGAAUUCUGUCCAUUUCACAACAUCACCCAGCACGAGCAGACCUUCAGGUGGAAUGCCUACAGUGGGAUACUGGGGAUCUGGAACGAGUGGGAAAUGGCAAACAACAAUUUUACAGCAAUGUGGAUGAGAGACGGGGACACUUGUGGGGCCAGAAACAGAGAAACUCAGGUGGUUUUCGUCUGCAGUGCAAGUAACAAGCUUGUUGAAGUCUCAGAGCCGAGUACUUGUGAGUACUUGCUGACCUUUGAGACACCGCUUGUUUGCCAUCCACAUUCUCUUUUAGUGUAUCCAACACUGACUGAGAAACUGCAGGGGGAGUGGGAUGAAAUUGAGCAGGCUCGAUAUGAAGGUCUCAUUACUGAGCAGGGUUAUGACAAUCAGUUGAGGGACAUUUUUGAAGAUGCUGGUCUCCUGAAGAGCCACAAAGUGAAGGUCAAGCUGCCAGAGGCUGCAGCCAAUUCCGACACACUCAACCCCUUACAGAAAUGCAAUGAGGACCUGGAAAAACAGAGAGAAGAGAUGGAGAGACUGCGUGCUCUCCUCACUCUACACAACAUUCCCUUUGAUUCUGAGCCAAAUGAAGCAAACGGUACAGUGAGUGUGACAGUUAAGGAUCAACAACUAAGAGGAGACCACGGCCCCAUGGAUCUGAUGUAAAAUCAUCACCUGGAGCAAAUCGUGGCUUUGUGGCUUUUACAAGCACCCGGCUGGAUUUUAUUGAGCGGCAGAGACACUAUGGCUAUUGCUGUCACUGGUGGGCGCACUAAAAACUCUGAAAAGAAACAAACUCACUAACUUGGUGGAAAAGUGUGAAAUGGGUCAGGGAAGAACCCAUUACAUUUUUGUGUGGAUCCGGAUUAGAGUCAGAUCUUGGAUUAUUUUUCCUUGACGCUGUGAGACAGGACGUUUUCUAACAUUCCCACUAUUUCCCAGGGGAUAAUGCAAGGAUCUUUAGGGAGCUGGUUUGUGUGUAAUCUGGUGAAGCUGGAUUGAGUUUGAGCAGACUGUUGGUCUUUGGAAGCGACAAGCGCUGCACUUCUAAUUUAUAUAUGUGACUGAAUAAAGUGGGAGAGAAGCAUUUAAAUGUCAAUCGUACUGUAUUUGGGGGUAAUGUUAUACAUUUAUAAAAGGUUUUACAACAUUGGCAAAAAUAACAAACCUCAAAUGCACAAACUUUGAACCGGAACUAAAGGUACAGAUUUGUAGUUACAGGAGAUUUGUCAAAACAUAAAAUGCUCAUUAUGUUUAUACCAAGUGUGUGUAAGAAGUUACUCUCAUCAGUGGCUCCACUGACUGAGCGUCGCAGCAUGCAAAAACAUGUCUUGGCUACAAACAUUCCUGCGACAAUACUUUUUGUUUCCUCCUCUAGGGUUUACACCUGUACACACUCCUGAAACUGGACAUUAUCUUCCGAAUUCUUAAAUCUGGGGUAGAAAAAAAAUAUACUUUUGUCCCCCAGGGUAUAAUUGGACUUUCAGUACUUAACUGAACUUAUGGGAUUUCUUAUUUCCAAAUAUAAACGAUUGACGUGAUUAAAUCAAAACCUUCCCCUUAAGGACAAUUACAAACUUAUACAUAUAAAACAACAAUCCAAGGCAAUCAUCAGUCCACAGAUCAACAGACUUGAGUCUUAUCUCUGUUUAAUAUUAGUAGUCCAGGUCAGGUGAGCAGCUGGAUGGCUUCUCUGGCUCUGUGCGCCCUCUGCUGGACAGCCUCGUCCUCUGGCGCUUGUCCCGACUCCUCGACCAGGGCUAAGGCCUUCUUCACGGUCAUGUCCUUUGAUCCUCCACGGAGCCCCUCCAGGUACUGAAGCAGCACGGAGAAAUUCUCAUCUGGAAUCUGGGGACGAGUGUUUACAAGGGAGUGUGUCAUUUUUCUCUUUUCUGUCCAGUAAUGUACAUAUCUGAGAGUAGUAGUAAUGUAUUUUGUAAUUACAUGAUCAAGUCAUUUUUAAAGAGCCCUUAGAGCGGGUAUCUCUCUGUACCUUUUCACAAUGUAUUUCACAAAAUACAAAUAAAAAAGGUGUUCAAA
This is a messenger RNA of Limanda limanda (common dab), 2346 nucleotides long. It is a transcript of the gene gnptg, whose product is annotated as N-acetylglucosamine-1-phosphate transferase subunit gamma. The transcript is spliced from 11 exons. The record is from RefSeq and is a predicted model, not a curated record. Gene Ontology annotation, cellular component: Golgi apparatus. Lineage: Eukaryota; Metazoa; Chordata; Actinopteri; Pleuronectiformes; Pleuronectidae. Bases 61 to 972 code for a protein of 303 amino acids.